Sphenostylis stenocarpa is the source of this 1269-nucleotide messenger RNA. Lineage: Eukaryota; Viridiplantae; Streptophyta; Magnoliopsida; Fabales; Fabaceae. The record is from the annotation of a GenBank genome assembly.
AUGGAGGGAUUCGCAGGGUUGAGCCAUCUUUAUGUCACGAUAUUCCUAUCGGGUUUUGGCGGGGUUAUCGCUCUCACAGCAAUCACUGACGUUACCAUGGAUGCACUUUGCCCUGGCCAGGAUCAGUGCUCUCUUGCCAUUUACCUCACCGGAAUUCAACAAGCUAAGAAGAAACUGAGCAAGAGUGGAAUUGUGUUGCAGGUAGCUGGAGUGGGGUCAGUGUUGGUGACGCCAUUGAUAGGAAACUUGUCCGACAAGUAUGGCAGGAAAACCUUGAUCACUCUUCCUCUCACGCUCACUGUCAUUCCUCAAGUGAUAUUGGCAUAUAGCAGGGAGACCAAAUUCUUCUAUGCGUACUAUGCUGUGAAAACUCUUGCUGCCAUGGUAGGCGAAGGGUCCUUCCACUGCCUGUCUUGUACAUACGUGGCAGACAUGGUUCCACAUGGGAAACGAACAUCAUCGUUUGGAGCACUUGCUGGUGUUGGAUCAGCAACAUUUGUCUGUGGAUCAUUAGCAGCUCGUUUCCUAUCCACUGCCUUAACAUUUCAGGUUGCUGCUGUCUCGUCAAUGAUUGCAUUGGUGUACAUGAGAAUUUUCCUUAAGGAGAGUGUACCUGGUGUUGGCACUAGCCAGCCAUUAUUGAAAGAGGGCGAGGAGCCAUGUCCUGGUGAUGAUUCAUCGCGUAAGACAACAGCAUUUAAGAAACUGCCCUCUUUGUGGGAUUUGAUUCGCUUGCUCAAGUGUAGUCCCACGUUCUCGCAAGUAGCAAUUGUUUCGUUCUUCAAUAGUCUUGUGGCCAGUGGCUUGCUGGCUGUAUUGCUGUAUUAUUUAAAGGCACGUUUUCAAUUCAACAAGGACCAGUUUGCAACAACAAUGAUGAUUACUGCGGUUGGAGCCACUUUUGCACAACUAUUUUUCAUGCCCCUUUUAGUGUCAGUUAUGGGAGAGGAGAAGCUGCUCUCCACAGCGCUCUUGGUUAACUGCAUAGAUGUCCUUGUCUACAGCGUAGCAUGGUCACCAUGGGUUCCUUAUGCUCUGGCAGUUUUCUCUGUGUUCUCAGUUUUUUCUGGGCCAAGUUUAUCCAGCAUCGCAUCGAAGCAAGUUGAAUCUAAUGAACAGGGAAUGGUUCAAGGAUGUCUUUCAGGAAUUAGUUCCUUCGCCAGCAUCAUCGCUCCGUUAGUUAUCAGUCCACUGACAGAUGAUAGCAUUUGUUCUGAGUCUAAUGAUCCGUGCUGCUCCUCCUCCUCCUAUUGCGGGUGGCACAACUAG